AAGCCUUCAGUGUUAAACAACAUGGCGGCGCCCGGACGGCACGUAGGGCAUUAUAUCCAGAGAAACAGCCGAGUUUUGCUAAAUAAUUUGGAGCCGUUAUGGGGUCACAGGAGUUUUGGUUGGACUUCGGCUUUGCGACAACAAACCGCAGAAGCUGAUACAGAAUCGUCAGAGACUAUUGUCGUCCCCAGGAAGAAAACAUGGAGCAAGGAGGCAGUGCUGGAGGCUCUGGCUGCAACUGUCAGCAGGGAUACAACAGCAUAUCCCUACCAGUUCCAGGAUGACCCUUACCUCUCUCCCAGGACCUCUGUGGAGUUUAAGCUAUACUCUCUCUCUCAGGAGUCGGGCAGAUCUGCAGCUAAAUACAUUGUCAACAACUACCCCAAGUUCUUCACCAAAGACUUUGCUGAACCACAUAUACCAUGUCUGAUGCCAAAGACUGUGUCACUGCGUCUCGAGGAGGUGAGCGAGGAGGCUCUGAAGGAGCGAAUCAGCUUGAGAAAAGUUACAGCUGCUGCUGACAUGUAUGAUCAACUAAUGCAAGCUGGCACAGAAGUCGCUAUGGAAACGACCCAUGACCUGUUGGACUUGAUCUGUCUCUAUGGUGACAGAGACCCUGUCCAGGAUGGAGGACCAGAGACGGAGGACAUGGAGGAGUCAGGAGAGGAGCCGAAGAAAAGAAAAGGGAGACUCCGCCGGGCAUCAGACAUCAUCAAGUCCACCUGGAAAGAAAACAACAACGCAGAGAGAAUCUUUAACUUGCUGCCAGAGAGAGACACACACUGUUACUCUGCUCUGAUCAGAGGCAUGGUCCUGCAUGGAGCCUAUGAGAAGGCCUUCGGCUUAUACACGGACAUGCAGAACAACAGGCUGAGUGCUGACAUCCACAUCUUCAAUGCUCUGAUCGCAGCAGCUCCAGAAGUCAGAGAAAAAUAUCAGGAGAGAUGGGACCUCAUCGCCGAUCUGCUGAAGCAGAUGAGUCAGCAGAAAGUUCAGCCCAACCUGAUGACCUUCAACUGUGUCCUCAAAGCUCUGAGACGCUGUGGCUCUUUAGGCAAAUCACAAGCUCUACAGACUCUGACCGAGAUGAAGGCUUUACAAAUAGUUCCCAGCCUGGCCUCUUACAAUCACAUCCUUUCCAUCUUUUACAAACCAGCCUCUGCUGGUCAGGGCAACACCGACAUUUUACAGGAAGUUGUUGCCGAGCUGGCAGGAACCAGCUUCACCUGCCAGGACCCUGAUGACGUUCUCUUCUUCAUAAAUGCGAUGAGAAUAUGUCUGGAUAAUAAAGAUCUGGAGCUGGGUUAUAAGAUCCAGAGCUUAGUAGAAGUUGGGGAGAACUGGAGGCUUCUGGGAGAUUCCUUCCAGCAGAGUAUUUACUAUGGUCGCUUCUUCAACCUGCUGUGUUUGAUGGAGCACAUUGGCGUGGUGUUAAAGUGGUACAGACGGCUCAUUCCCUCGAUGUACUACCCGAACCCUCAGGGCCUGAGGGACCUGCUGCAGGCUCUGGACACAGACAACCAUCUGGAUUUGAUUCCCACUAUAUGGAAAGAUAUCUGCACUCUGGGUCAUGAUAAUAAGAGUGAUCUUGUGGAGGAGCUGCUCACCCUGAUGGCCAGAGAUGGACACAGUCCUGAGGUUCAGGAGUCUUUUGCAGCGUGCGCUCUGGAUGUAAAGAGGGUGUACGAUGAAAACAGAGGGAAGCCCAGUCUGGAGUGGAGCAACUCGUCCCUCUCGCACGUCGCCUCCCUGCUGCUUCGAGCCAACAAGACCCAGCAUGCCUGGGACGUGCUGCAGCUCUUCAAAGCCAAGAACAGAGUUCCUCAAGAGGAGCUGUUGGACGAAUUCCUGUCGGCGUGUCACAGAGAUGGCUCUCCUCAGAAAGCAGUGGAGCUGGUUCAGCUGUCCACAGCCUUCUGCCUGCCCACAACACCAAAUCUGGCCAAGCGAGCGUUGGCUGAGUUCGAUCUGACGGAGGAACAGAGAGCUGUAUUAUCUGAACUGGAGUCUGCAGGAGUGCCCUCUACUGAUGCGAAGGAUAGUGUGUGAACCACUAUGAUGCUGAUCAACUGAUACAAGAAUCUGACACACCCGUAGAGAGUGUUCUUGUUUUGUUAUAUGUGUAAUAAAAAUAUAUGUCACAUGAAUAAAAUCUAAACCUUCCCCAGUU
Molecule: messenger RNA, 2170 nt
Organism: Acanthopagrus latus (yellowfin seabream)
Lineage: Eukaryota; Metazoa; Chordata; Actinopteri; Spariformes; Sparidae
Gene: ptcd3
Product: pentatricopeptide repeat domain 3
Exons: 23
Coding region: 22-2049 (675 amino acids)
Biological process (GO): mitochondrial translation
Cellular component (GO): mitochondrion
Molecular function (GO): ribosomal small subunit binding; protein binding; rRNA binding
Source: RefSeq, a predicted model, not a curated record